Messenger RNA from Austrofundulus limnaeus, 3256 nucleotides. RefSeq names its product protein NLRC3. The record is from RefSeq and is a predicted model, not a curated record. Gene Ontology annotation, molecular function: protein binding. NCBI's taxonomy places the organism in Eukaryota, Metazoa, Chordata, Actinopteri, Cyprinodontiformes, Rivulidae.
CUGCUCCAGUAAAGAUGGCUGAGAGACAAAGCAGGAAACGACUGGGUUCCUCCUCCUCAGGGUCCUCGGCUGCAGCGAGCUCGUCCACUGAGCUGCCUGACAGUUCACAGAGCAGAGGGACCAAAUCACCACUUUCCAGUUUGUCAUUGAAAAGUGAUGCAUCCAAGUUUCUGCCACCUGUCUUCAGUAAUGAAAAUCCCCAAAGUUCACAGAGCAGAGGGACCAAAUCACCACUUUCCAGUUUGUCAUUGAAAAGUGAUGCAUCCAAGUUUCUGCCACCUGUCUUCAGUAAUGAAAAUCCCCAAAGCCAAAAAACUCUCUGUUCAGCAUGCGAAGAAGAGUCGGAAGAUCUUGUCCAGUCCUCCUGUGGACACUUGUCAUGCAGAGGUUGUAUAAAUUCAGACUUGAAUGAGUCUGAGUCACCAUCAAACUACGAGUGCACAAAAUGUGGAAAGAAACAAAAAAAAUCAUCAGAUGAUGACCACYUUUUAAAAGUAAAGAAUACCCUGAAAAAUGAAAUGCGACAGAAAUAUUCUGUGACGUCUGAAGGUAACGGMGACCAACAAACAUCACUGGAAACCRUCUACACAACUCUCUACAUCACAGCUCCAGAUAGUAAAGGACCAAAUGGAGAACAUGAGUUCAGRCACCUCAGAAGUAAAGUUACUAAGCAGUUAUCAGAAUAUGACUCAGUAAAUCUCAGAGACAUCUUCAAAUCUUUGUCUGGUGAAGAAAAACCCAACAGAACAGUUAUCACCAAAGGRGUGGCUGGCAUCGGGAAAUCCUUCACUGUGCAGAAAUUCUGUCUGGACUGGGCUGAAGAGGAAUCAAACAAAGAUGUUGAUUUUGUUUUCAAUCUUCCAUUUCGAGUGUUGAAUUUGAGUAAAGGUGAGAAGAGCCUACAUGAUCUGCUGAGUGAGUUCCACCCUGCACUCCGGACUCUGAAAGACUCAGAAGCUUACACUAAAACAAAGAUAAUACUGAUCCUGGAUGGUCUGGAUGAAAGCAGACUUCAAMUGGACUUCAAUAACCUGAAGACAGUGAGGUCUCUGAAGCACAUAACAUCUGUAGGUAAUCUCCUAGUAAACCUGAUUCAGGGUCACCUCCUUCCUGAGGCAAAACUCUGGAUAACUUCUCGUCCAGCAGCAGCCAAUCAGAUCCCUGCAGAGUUUAUCGACAUGGUGACAGAGAUAAGAGGGUUCACUGACCCACAGAAGGAGGAAUACUUCCGGAGAAGGUUUAGUAAAGACCCAGGUCUCGCUGGCAGAAUAACAUCCCACAUUCAGUCCUCACAGAGUCUGGACAUCAUGUGCCAGAUCCCCAUCUUYUGCUGGAUCUCUGCCGUCUUGUUUCAGGAGGUCUUUGGAGGCGAGGAAGAGACUGAAACCCCUCAAACUCUGACAGAGAUGAUGGCUCACUUCCUGUUUGUCCAGACAAAACUCAGGAACAGGAAGUAUGAGAAGGAAAAGAAACUCAAAGAGAAUCUUUUUCAAACCCACAGAGAGUUUCUUCUGAAACUAGGAAAGCUGGCAUUUUUCCACCUUUUGGAAAAUAAACUCAUCUUCUAUAAAGAAGAUCUAGAGGAURGUGGCAUUGAUGUCAAAGAAGCAGCUGUGUCCUCUGGUUUUUGGAACAUGGUUCUCAAAGAAGAAGAAGUCUUCUCUCAGAGAAACAYCUUUUUCUUUGUGCAUCUGACUCURCAAGAGUUCUUUGCAGCUCUCUACAUCUACGAUUGUUUCAUAACAAAGACAACAAAAGACCUUGGAAACUUCCUUAAUUUGGAGAACAAAGAUUUUUCUUUAUCUGAUCUUCUGAAGAAGACAGUUGACAUGGUGUUUGAGAAGAAAAAAUUUCACCUGGACUUUUUCUUGCGAUUCCUCCUUGGMCUGACGGUUGAAUCCAACCGCAGAGUCCUCCAGGGUCUGUUGAGACCACCAGAGCCGGUUGAAGAUACAGACAAGAAAAUCUUGACUUACCUUAGAUCCAUCCGAGGAAAGACCUUGUCUCCAGACAGCUGCAUCAAYAUCUUCCAGACCAUGGUUGAAAUGAGAGACCACAAAGUGAAGGRUGAGAUCCAGGAGUAUCUGAAAAUGUCUGAUCGUUCAAAGACAGAACUGAAUCCCCUGCACUGCUCGGCUCUGGCCUAUAUGCUGCAGGUGUCCAAGGAUCAACUGGAAGAGUUGGAUCUGAAGAGUUACAACACAACAGAUGAGGGCAGGAGGAGGCUGAUACCAGCUGUGAGGAGCAGCAAGAAAGCUGUGUUAAAGGACUGCAAGAUGACUCUAGAGUGGGUUGAACAUCUGGCCUUCGGUCUGAAGUUCCCCUCAUCACCUCUGCAAGAUCUCGACUUGAGCAACAAUGAUCUCAGAGACACGGGAGUGGAGAAGCUCUGUGAAGGACUGUCAAGUAAAAACUGCAGACUCAAAACACUGAGGUUGUCUGGUUGCCUUGUCACAAAGGCUGGUUGUGCCUUUCUGGCCUCAGCUCUGAAGUCCAACCCCUCCCACCUGAUAGAACUGGACCUGAGUUACAACCAUCCAGAAAAAUCAGGAGAGGAGCUACUGUCUAAACUGAAAGAGGAUGAACAAUACAAACUCAGUAAAYUAAACUUUGACAAUGGUGGAAGUCAGCGAAUGAGACCAGGAUUAAAAAAAUAUGCACAUGAGCUCACUCUGGACCCCARCACGGCACACAGGAACCUGCUUCUGUCUGACAGCAACAGAAAGGUGACCUGGGUGAAGGAAGAACAACAGUAUCCGGAUMACUCAGAAAGGUUUGACCACGUCCUGCAGGUUCUGUGUGAGCAGGGUUUCACAGAGCGCUGCUACUUCGAGGUGGAGACAGUGGAGCCCUCCAGCAUCGGGUUGUCUUACAGAAGCAUCAGCAGGAAGGGGAACGAGGCCGACUGCACGCUGGGACAGAACAAUAAGUCCUGGUGCAUGACCUGUUCUUGCUGUGUACAAAACAAAAAUGAAAGUAUCAGUGUGCCUAACCUGAGGUCCAGUCGUGUUGGAGUGUAUCUGGAUUGGGAAGCUGCCUCCAUUUCCUUCUACAGAGUUUCUAAUGAAAGCAGCACUCGACUSUACACCUGCAGACCAGGAGGGUUCAGUGAGGCCCUCUACCCUGUCGUUGGACUCCAACCCAACACCUCUGCUCUGUUCUGUCAGAUUAAAUAACUGCAGAUACUCAAACAGACCAAGCUGUAGAUUAGCUUAGUUGGAUCAUGUCCUACAGUAUAAAGGAGCUUUUCUUAUUA